GCAAACAGAGGCCGGAGAAAGAGCGUGAGAACAGGUUUUGAUCAGGUUUUAUUCUCACACACCCUUCACAAGCUAGGAGUACUUUGAAGGAAGCUACAAGAAGAUCAUGCAGUGCCCUCAGUCUCCAGGGCGAAUCCUGUCGGAGGAGCAGUUCUCCUGCUCCAUCUGUCUGGAGGUCUUUGUCGAGCCCGUCUCCACUCCCUGCGGACACACUUUCUGUAAGGCCUGUCUGCAGGGCUUCUGGAAUCACAGCAAGAAGUUCAUGUGUCCCAUGUGCAAGAAAACCUUCUCCAGAAAACCAGAGCUCAGCGUCAACUGUGUGCUGGCCGAGAUCGCAGAGCAGUUCCAGGGUCUGUCCACGAUGUCCUCGGUUCCUGAGUUUCCAAAUUCCCCACAGAAAGAGGACGACUGUGGAGACUUUGCUAAAGCGGGAGAGGUGCCCUGCGACGCCUGCAUCGGCCGGAAGAUGAAGGCCAUGAAGUCGUGUCUGAGCUGCCCGGGAUCGUUCUGCGAAGCUCACCUGCGGCAUCACAAGAGGGGCAAGGCGAUGACCUCACACAGGCUGGUGGAGCCCAUACACAACCUGGAGGACAAGAUGUGCAAGACACACAAGCGCCUCCUGGACGCGUACUGCCGAAACGAACACGUGUGCGUGUGUAAGGAGUGCGCAGGGUCCUCACAUAAAGGCCACGAUGUUGUCUCCACCGAACGAGAGUGGAAGAAGAAAACGAGUCUGCUGGGAAAGAAAAGGUCAGAACUGAAACAUCUGAUCAAGGAGCGAGAAAAGAAACUGGAGGAGAUCAAGCAGUCCAUCAAAGUGCUCAAAGACAGCAGUCAGAGAGAGGUGGAGGAGAGCUGGACGGUGUACGCGGAGCUGCAGCGGCUGCUGGAACAGUCUCAGGCCGAGCUGCUGGAGCUCAUCUCCACGCGGCAGAAACAAGCGGAGCAGCAGGCCAAAGACCUGGCCAUCAGCCUGGAGCACGAGCUCAACACCCUGAGGAAGAGGAGCAGCGAGCUGGACGCUCUCGCUCAGACACAGGACAGGGUGCUCUUUCUACAGUUCCUGCCGUCUCUUCCUCCUCCACCGGAGCCGUCUGAUUGGUCCUCUGUGUCCGUGAACACAGAUCUGUAUCUCAGCACCAUCAGGAAGUCCGUCUGCUCUCUGGUGGACAAGUUCCAACACGAGGUCAAACGGCUUUAUGGGAAAGAACUCAGGAAGCUGCAACACUAUGCAAGUGAAGUGAUCUUGGAUCCUGCCACAGCUCAGCGUGAUCUCUGUCUGUCCGAGGACGGCCGGCAGGUGCGCUAUGAUGAGCAGCGUAAGAGCUCCACACACUCAGACACGCCGCGGCGCUUCAGCCCAGCGCUGUUUGUCCUGGCGCGAGAGGGUCUUUCCUCUGGCAGACACUACUGGGAGGUGGACGUGGGACACAAGACCGCUUGGACAGUAGGAGUGGCCCGGGGGUCAGCGCGACGCAAAGGAGAGAUCCGCCUCAGUCCAGAAGGAGGCUUCUGGUGUUUAUGGCUGAAGAGUGGAGAAGUGAAAGCCCUCAGUGGUAACAGAGUUCCUCUGCAUCUCUCCACACUGCCUCAGAAGCUGGGCAUCUUCCUGGACUACGAAGCUGGACAGGUGUCCUUCUAUGAUGUGAAGACAUGCUCUCAUCUCUACACGUUCACCGAUGCCUUCACUGAGAGCGUCUAUCCCAUUUUCAGCCCUUGCAUCAAUCAGGACGGAAGGAACCCCGGAGCGCUGGUCAUCACCGCCGUCAAACACAGCUGAGCCGGCAAACUCAUCCGAUGCAUGAGAUUCUGUCUAAAUGGACUUUCAAAACAGAUUCUGGACAAAUAAAACACUUUUUAUAAGUUAUAUCUGUAAGUCGGAAAACACAGUGUGGGACCCAACAUGCAUCUAGUGUAAAAAGACAAUACGCUACUUUGAAGGAUGCAGACACUUACAUAUACACUACUGUUAAAACGUUUGGGGUCAGUAAGAAAGAAAUGAAGUCUUAUUCAGAAAUGAUGCAUUACAUUGAUCAAAAGUGAUAGUAAAUACAUUUAUAAUGUUACAAAAGAUUUAUAUUGUUUCAAUACUGAUAAAAAAUCAGAAUUGUUUCUUUAGCAGCAAAUCAUCACAUUAGAAUGAUUUCUGAAGGAUCAAGUGACACUGAAGACUGGAGGAAUGAUGCUGAACAUUUAGCUUUGAUUCCAGCAAUCAAUUACAGUUUAAGACAUAUUGACACAGAAAACAGUUAGUUCACAGUAUUAUUGUUUUUACUGCAUCUUUGAUCAAAUAAAUGCAGCCUUAGUUACCAUAAUAUCUUACCGGCAACCAACUUUUGAUCUGAUGUGUCUGUUGCUUUCCUUUCCUUUAUUGUUUCCAAUAUAUUUGCAUUACCUUUUUUUUUUUUUUUUUUUUCAUAUAAUAUUAUUCGAAGUUAUUGAUCCGGCCCUUGGAAUGGUAGUGUACUUUGGUCCACUUUGGCUCCAUGUUACUAUUAAUAUGAACGGUAAAUUGAAGUUUGACCUUUUUACAACUUGUGAAUAAAAGUAUAGAAUUGUAACAACUUGUGAAAAGUCACACUCUUAACCAAUCAUUUAUCCAUCUGAAUUUGUAUUUCUCUAUGAAAAAUGUAAUGAAUUUGUAUGGGUGAUUCGACAAUAUGUAUAAGCUAAAUGGAGAAUAUAUCAACAGUAUAGAUCAGAUCACUUAUAUAUUUCCUGGGUUAAAUUCUAUAUGUUUGGAUACAGGUUUGUAAUGAGUUUUUCAGAACUUUUGAAUAAAAUCUA
Molecule: messenger RNA, 2787 nt
Organism: Carassius gibelio (silver crucian carp)
Lineage: Eukaryota; Metazoa; Chordata; Actinopteri; Cypriniformes; Cyprinidae
Gene: btr12
Product: bloodthirsty-related gene family, member 12
Exons: 7
Coding region: 107-1780 (557 amino acids)
Molecular function (GO): protein binding; zinc ion binding
Source: RefSeq, a predicted model, not a curated record